AUGUCAGGAGCAGGCCUUCAGGCAUGGCUGUAUCCAGGAAGAGUUCGUUUCAGACCUUUGGGAAGGAUGUGUGCAUCACGGGUGUACCCUGGCCUCCGCACUGUUCUCCAGGAGUGCGUGUGCUGCCAAUGCUAUGCCAAGUUUGGGGGCCACCUGCCUGUGCCCCGGGCUGAUGCACUGCUGCCCUACUGGGUGCCUCUGUCCCUGAGACCACGAAAGCAGGUCUCGAAGAUGAUGCGGUGUUAUGUCCCCAGAGCCAUGAGGUCGUGCCGGUGUUCCUGCCACUGCUUUGGGGGCCGCCUUCCAAUGCCCAGGGACAGGGCCGUCAUGCCCUACUGGGUGCCCCAGGGGCUGAGGUCACAGAAGAAGGUAGCGAAGAGGCUGGAGAAUGUGAAAGACACUCCAGAUUGCCCCCAGGACUCAAGCAGAUGGUAUGGCUGUUGGCGGGUCUGCGGGGACCAGCACCUGCUCCUCAAGUGGCAGCGGCUCCAGGCCCUUUAUCAAGAGGAGCUGCCUGCUCUUCAGGUGGAUGAGCCGCACGCUGGCCGCUUAGGUCUCCUCCUACCCGUUAGCUUCAAUCUCCUGACCCUGCUGCAGGCGGUCCUGAGGGCCAUCAUGGCCAUUCGUCAUUUGUUCUGGGACUGAAUUGAAGUCUUCAGCUACUGUCAAGAUCCCCCGCAAGAACGUCAGUCCAAAUCAUGCUCCUCAAGGGAAG
This is a messenger RNA of Rattus rattus (black rat), 715 nucleotides long. RefSeq names its product chromosome 17 C16orf95 homolog (gene C17H16orf95). Lineage: Eukaryota; Metazoa; Chordata; Mammalia; Rodentia; Muridae. The record is from RefSeq and is a predicted model, not a curated record. The transcript has 7 exons. The coding region runs from base 1 to 645 and encodes 214 amino acids.